Leptopilina heterotoma is the source of this 1734-nucleotide messenger RNA. Its product is annotated as tigger transposable element-derived protein 1-like. Lineage: Eukaryota; Metazoa; Arthropoda; Insecta; Hymenoptera; Figitidae. Gene Ontology annotation, cellular component: nucleus. The record is from RefSeq and is a predicted model, not a curated record. The transcript is spliced from 2 exons. The coding region runs from base 1 to 1734 and encodes 577 amino acids. Gene Ontology annotation, molecular function: DNA binding.
AUGGUGCGAUAUCGUGAACGAAUUACAAUGAAACCAGAUGACAAUAAAAUUAAUCUAGCGAUAGAAUUUGUCCGAGAAGGUUACAGUGUGCGAGGCGCAGCAAAACGUUUCGGAAUCCCACUACAAACUUUGCGCCAACGAUUAAAAGGAUGUAAAACAAAAAGUGAAGCACAUAUGGCUCAACGAGUAUUCAACUGCGAACAAGAACAGCAGCUCGAAGAAUAUUUGUUGAAGUCCGCUAAAUUGUUUUACGGCCUUUCGAUUCAUCAACUUCGAACACUUGCUUUUCAAUUUGCACAGAGACUGAAGGCAGCCAAAUCUAUUAAAAAAAUUCCUGCAAGUUGGUUUCCAAAAAAUGAUGAAAAACCAGCUGCUAGUAGAGAUUGGACUGAAGGUUUUAUGAAACGACAUCCCAAGUUGACUUUACGUUGUCCAGUAUCAACAUCGCUUGGUCGAGCGAUUGCGUUCAAUGCUCACAUCGUUCAAGAGUUUUUUGAUUUGUACGAAAAAAUCCGGCAAUCACAUCAAUACACAGCGGCGACAGUGUGGAAUAUGGAUGAAACAGGGCUAAAUACUGUGCAUAAAACGAAAUACGUUAUAGCUCAAAAAGGUCAGAGAUGUGUAUCAGCUAUCAGUUCAGGUGAACGCGGUACCAACGUGACUCUCACAAUGGCUGUUUCUGCCGCCGGCGAAAAAAUUCCACCAUUUUUCGUCUUUCCACGGGUUAAUAUGAAAGAUAAAUUCCUCCUGCACAGCAAUGAGGAUGCAAAGGGUGUUGCGAAUGGAUCAGGUUGGCAGACUGCUAACACUUUCUGUAAAUUUUUACUUCAUUUCAAACAACAUGCAAUUAAAGCAAGCACCAAAAGGACUUUGCUUAUUCUCGAUAAUCAUGAAUCGCAUAUGACCAUUGAAGCAUUGGAGUUUUGUAAGCAGAAUAAUAUUGACCUGUUGACGCUGCCUCCACACACCAGUCACAAACUACAGCCACUAGAUCGAGGUGUUUUCGGACCUUUAAAAUCAUAUUACGCAAACCAAUGCAAUGCCUGGAUGUUUAAUCAUCCCAGUGUUCCAAUUGCAAUUGAAAAUGUCGCUGAACUGGCUACAGAGCCAAUCCUCAAAGGUGCCUCGUCGGUGAAUAUUAUUAGUGGAUUCAGAGCAACGGGAAUUUGGCCAUUUAACAGGAACAUUUUUACAGAAGAUGAUUUCUUGGCCUCAACUGUGACUGAUCGCCCGUACGAAAACGUAGACAAAGCAUCAUUGUCUCAUCCCAUGUCACCUACGCUACCGCUUGAACCAGUAAUUCAAGAGCCAUCAAUUUCGAAUCCGAUGAGUCCUUUAAAUCAAGAACCUAUGCAAGUUGAUGUCAACCAAAUCUCAGUUGAAGUUAUUCGGCCGUUACCGAAAGCUGAAGCCCGAAAAGAAAGCAAUCGUGGUCGCAAGCGUCGUAAGGCUGCCAUUCUGAUUGAUCCAGAGAUGAUUGAGACCAUUCGUGUUGAACAAGAGGAAGUUGCUAAAAAAAAAGACGCCCUAUCUGUCAAGAAGAAGUUAGCUGCAGAAAGAAAAUUUGAUAAAGAGUUGUUAAAGCGACAAAAAGCUGCUGAGAAAACAAAUAAAGAAGCAAUAAUCAAGAUUGAACCAAAACGUAAACGCGGCCGUCCCUGUGUUGCUAAGGUUCCAAAAGACGAGGAAGAUGACGAAGUGAUUUUGAAAUACCAAACAAAGCGUCGCCGUUAA